AUGGCGCAGGAGAAGCUGCUGCUGCACGCUGUAACUGCCUGCCUCUGGGAGGUUCGCCACGUGGGGAUACAGCUGGGCCCACAGGAGAUGUGUGAGGCCCUUCGGCUGGCGGACUUAGAUGGUGAUGGAAUCGUAAGCUUCAAAGACUUCCUAGGUGUCCUCACUGACAACCACCGCCUGGCUCAGUGCAUGGUCCAAAUGAAGAACAGUCGGAGCUAUGAGCCCCAGAGCCUGCAGACCCUGUUCCUCGAGGUGCUGUUCAAGCUGCUGAGUCAGGGCUUUGUGCCUUUCAGAUCAAGGCAGGAGAUUAUCAGCUACUAUUUCAAGAAGCAGCGGGCUCUGCGGUUGAGCAUGUGCGGUAAUCGCCGGGCUCGCGGCCAGGGUAGGCCUGCGCGUGCGCACACGGGCCUCACCUUCUUCUGCCAGGCGGCGCGCCUCGGCGGCCUCUCCAGCUCGCAACUGGCGCUCUCCCUGCACACACUGUACCGAGCGGGUGGGCGCAGCCCCUACGCUCAGAUUCCCAGCCUGGCCGGGCGCCCGAGGCCGGAACACAGGAACUCGAACCGAGCCCUAGGCUCCGACGUCCGCCUCCCCAAGCCCGAAAAGCCAGGCCGCCCUAAGCUCCCUCCCAACCUGUGGCCACUCAGCAAAGGUCCCCUCCGCCCUCCCGCUGGGCUAGUGAGCCAGCCGGUGGAGCAAAUGCGCCCCUCGAAGCUGUCUCCCUCCCCGACAACUCUAGUGCAGAGGCACCCCAACUCCCCUUCGCCAGCCUAUUUCCAGAGAUCUGCUAUGAAGAGCUUAUACAAAUAAAGCGCUUGCUG
Messenger RNA from Psammomys obesus (fat sand rat), 821 nucleotides. Its product is annotated as spermatogenesis-associated protein 21-like. Gene Ontology annotation, molecular function: calcium ion binding. The coding region runs from base 1 to 810 and encodes 269 amino acids. The record is from RefSeq and is a predicted model, not a curated record. Lineage: Eukaryota; Metazoa; Chordata; Mammalia; Rodentia; Muridae. The transcript has 7 exons.